This is a messenger RNA of Alligator mississippiensis (American alligator), 969 nucleotides long. Its product is annotated as olfactory receptor 11A1-like. The transcript has 2 exons. Gene Ontology annotation, biological process: G protein-coupled receptor signaling pathway. Bases 1 to 969 code for a protein of 322 amino acids. The record is from RefSeq and is a predicted model, not a curated record. Gene Ontology annotation, molecular function: G protein-coupled receptor activity; olfactory receptor activity. Lineage: Eukaryota; Metazoa; Chordata; Crocodylia; Alligatoridae. Gene Ontology annotation, cellular component: membrane.
AUGACAGAGACAAGCUGGAGAAAUCAAACAUUCAUUACAGAAUUCAUCCUUCUUGGAUUCAGGGAACUUCCUGCAUUGCAAAUCCCUCUCUUCCUGAUCUUUCUACUGAUCUACAUUGUGACCAUGGCUGGGAACAUCCUCAUUGUUGUUCUGGUUGUGGCUGAUCAGAACCUUCACACCCCCAUGUAUUUUUUCCUGGGGAACUUGUCCUGCUUGGAGACCUGCUAUACCUCCACCAUCCUCCCCAGGAUGCUGGCCAGUUCAAUGACUGGGAACAGGAGCAUUUCCAUUAGGAGAUGCUUUGUGCAGUAUUUCAGUUUUGUUUUCCUGGGAGCUGCUGAAUGUUACCUACUCUCUGUGAUGUCUUAUGAUAGGUACUUAGCAAUCUGUAAGCCAUUGCAUUAUGCAGCCCUUAUGAAUAUCAGGCUGCGUGUCUUCCUAGCAAUUGUUUCCUGGGUAAGUGGAUUUUUGGCAAGUACAAUCACAACGGUAACAAUAUCACAGUUAUCUUUCUGUGGUCCCAGUGAUAUUGAUGAUUUUCUCUGUGAUUCAACUCCAAUCAUUAAACUCUCCUGCAGCGAUGCUCACCUGGUACAACUUACGACUUUCACAUUGACCGUUAUAUUCACAUUGCCCCCAUUUCUUUUGACAUUGUUUUCUUACAUCUUCAUUAUCUCAGCCAUCCUGAGGAUCCCUUCCACCACUGGGAGGCAAAAGACAUUUUCCACCUUCUCUUCUCAUCUCAUUGUGGUGACAAUGUUCUAUGGGACUUUGAUAUUUAUCUACAUAUUACCAAAGUCCCCCAAACUGAGCCAACUUAAAAAAGUGUUCUCUCUCCUCUACACUGUUGUGACGCCAAUGGUUAACCCUCUUGUCUAUAGCCUAAGAAACAAAAUGGUGAAGGAAUCCUUAAGAAAUAUGCAUGCUGAGGAACCAGACAGUAAACGAUUCACUGAGAAAAGCUUUUAA